This is a messenger RNA of Saprolegnia parasitica CBS 223.65, 1385 nucleotides long. RefSeq lists its product as hypothetical. The transcript has a single exon. The record is from RefSeq and is a predicted model, not a curated record. NCBI's taxonomy places the organism in Eukaryota, Oomycota, Saprolegniomycetes, Saprolegniales, Saprolegniaceae. The annotation marks the transcript as partial.
AUGAUGCGAUUGGCGAAACUCACGAGCGCGCUCCUUGUCGCUGCCAUGGCGUCGCCUGUCCCGCUCGACAUUGGCGCCGACAAUGCGCUCGCGCUCAGCGCCGACGGCGCCAAGCCCGUGAGCCAGAUCAUCGAGCGGGCGGGCGCCACGUACAUCUCGGUCCACUUUUCCUCGAUGAACCUUCCGGACGGCGCGUCGAUCACGAUCACGUCCCUCGACGGCAGCAAGAAGGUGUCGUACAGCGGCAAGCACGACGACCUCUUCACGACGACGAUCGACGCCGACCGCGUCGUCCUCACGUACUCGGCGCCGUCGUACGAAAAGGCAUCAAGCGGCAGCAUCUUUGUCGUCGACAAGUUCAUCUCUGGCACGGGCGGCUCCAAGAACCUCCUCGAGUCCAUCUGCGGCACCGACAACUCCAAGCCGUCGCAGUGCUAUGCGGAGAGUGAAAAAACCAAGUUUGAGACGAGCAAGGCCGUCGCGCGCCUCCUCAUCAACGGCCGGUCGCUCUGCACGGGCUGGCUCAUUGGCUCGGAAGGUCAUAUGAUGACCAACUGGCACUGCAUUCAAGACGCUACCAAGGCCAAGAACGUCCAGGUCGAGUUUGCCGCUAAGUGCGCGACGUGCGACGACGCGAACAACACCGUGCAGCGCGGCUGCAAGGGCGAGAUCGUCGCGACUGACGUCGAGUUUAUUGUCUCGGACCAGAAGAACGACUUUGCGCUCGUCAAACUCAAUCUCAAGGAGGGCGCGAACCUUAAGCAGUACGGCUACCUUAAGGUGCGCCCGUCCGGCCCGAUCCUCAACGAAGAGAUCUACAUCCCGCAGCACCCGAAGGGUAACCCGCAGCAUAUGGCGCUUGUGGACGACGACGGCGCGCCCGGCAAGAUCACCGACUUGAGCAGCGGGAGUUGCUACAACGAAAUUCCCGAGAACGACUACGUCGGCCAUCAGCUCGACACGCAAGGCGGGUCGUCCGGCUCGCCGAUGCUCAGUACUAAAGACAACGCUGUCGUCGCCCUCCACAACUGCGGCGGCUGCAACAACGGCGGCAUCAAGAUGGACCGUAUCGUCGACUUUCUCAAGUCCAAGAACAUUCCGCUGCCCAAGGACGCGACUGCGACCGCGACCAGCGACGCGCCGACGUACCCACCGACGACCCAGUCGCCGACAACCCAGCCGCCGGUGCCGGCCAACACGAUCUCGUUCUGCUCGAUCUCAAACCGCGUUCUCUCCGAGUACUACCGGGGUCUGUACCAGGACACGCCCAAGGGCAACAAGAACGAACAGUUCGUCUACGACCAAGCGUCUGGCACGCUCGCGGUGCAGAGCAACGGCGAGUGCCUCGACGCGUACGCGGCGGACGCAGGCUUCAAGCUCCACAC